Molecule: messenger RNA, 809 nt
Organism: Pogona vitticeps (central bearded dragon)
Lineage: Eukaryota; Metazoa; Chordata; Lepidosauria; Squamata; Agamidae
Gene: EEF1B2
Product: eukaryotic translation elongation factor 1 beta 2
Biological process (GO): translational elongation
Cellular component (GO): eukaryotic translation elongation factor 1 complex; cytosol
Molecular function (GO): translation elongation factor activity; guanyl-nucleotide exchange factor activity
Source: RefSeq, a predicted model, not a curated record
GCACGCGGUCUCUUUUGGGCGGCGCUCGUGUUGGUCUAGGCCUACGUUUUGUCUCAGUCGGCUUCCUUUUUUACCCGACCCUCGGGCGCCGCCAUGGGCUUUGGGGACCUGAAAUCUCCCACGGGGCUCCAGCUCCUCAACACCUACUUAGCGGAUAAGAGCUACAUCGAGGGGUAUGUCCCGUCCCAGGCAGACAUUGCAGUGUUCGAAGCAGUUGGCAUUCCUCCUCCCUCAGAGCUGUACCAUGCCCUGCGAUGGUACAACCACAUUAAGUCUUAUGAGAAACAAAAGGCAAGCUUGCCUGGAGUGAAGAAGGCUUUGGGAAAAUACGGCCCUGCAGAUGUUGAAGACACAACAGGAGCAGGUGGAGAUAGUAAAGAUGAUGAUGACAUUGAUCUCUUUGGCUCCGAUGAAGAGGAGGAAAGUGAAGAAGCAAAACGAUUAAGGGAAGAGCGGCUUGCUCAAUAUGAAUCCAAGAAAGCCAAAAAGCCAGCAAUUGUUGCCAAAUCAUCCCUUUUAUUGGACGUGAAACCAUGGGAUGAUGAGACAGAUAUGGCCAAACUGGAGGAGUGUGUCAGAAGCAUUCAGGCUGACGGCCUGGUUUGGGGAUCUUCCAAACUAGUUCCUGUUGGUUAUGGAAUCAAGAAGCUUCAAAUUCAAUGUGUAGUUGAAGAUGACAAAGUUGGAACUGAUAUGUUGGAAGAGAAGAUCACUGCUUUUGAAGAUUAUGUACAGUCAAUGGAUGUAGCUGCUUUCAACAAAAUUUAAUUCCAAAUAGCAUCAGGAAUAAAAAAUAUUUCAGCACUCAA